Wyeomyia smithii (pitcher-plant mosquito) is the source of this 1085-nucleotide messenger RNA. RefSeq lists its product as uncharacterized. The coding region runs from base 142 to 699 and encodes 185 amino acids. The record is from RefSeq and is a predicted model, not a curated record. The transcript has 2 exons. NCBI's taxonomy places the organism in Eukaryota, Metazoa, Arthropoda, Insecta, Diptera, Culicidae.
UCUGAAAAUGAGCAACAGUCUUAAUUGUGCAUUGUUCAAGCCAAGUACACAGCAGCAGCAGAAACAGUAGCAACACCAGAAGCAGUGUAGAACUUUUGGAAUUGUUCUUGUGGUUUAGGAUUCUGCGGUCACGGAACGAGAAUGAAAGUGUUUGUAGUGUUAAGUGUGCUGGCGGUGGUCGUAUCGGCUCGUCCUGAGCCUCCAGCUGGCGGUGGCUACCCGUCCUACGCGCCGCCGUCGUUUAGCUCGGCCGGCGAUCUCGGAUCGUAUUCUGGUGGUCAGUCCCAAGGAGGAGGCGGUGGUUACAACUACCAGCCCGCGACUCAGAUCGUCCAGAAGCACAUCUACGUGCACAUACCGCCCCCAGAGAAGGAGGAACCCAGCUAUCCCCGGGUGGUGCAAUCCGGAGCACCCCAGAAGCACUACAAGAUCAUCUUCAUCAAGGCCCCGACGCCUCCACAGCCGAAGGCGCCGAUAAUCCCACCUCCACCACAGAACGAAGAGAAGACCCUGGUCUACGUGUUGCACAAGAAGCCGGAAGAGCCGGAGGAGAUCGUCCUGCCGUCGGCACCACCGACCAAGCCCAGCAAACCGGAAGUCUACUUCAUCAAGUACAAGACCCAGAAGGAAAAGAAACCCGAAUACGGACCACCCAAGCAAGAAUACGGAUCCCCAUCCGGUGGAUCCGGUCCAUACUAGGCGACAGUCUGUGGUGGCUUGUGGCAACCUGUCUGUUGAUAGCGGGGCUGCCACACAAAUGACGUACCGCUACUGCAAGUCCGAUCUGGUGCGAAUGUGCGAGCGAGAGAGCUAGAUUAAAUCCAAUUCCUUGUUUCGUUUCGUUAUUAGCCUGUAGGGAAAUGAAUACUGAAUCGAAGCUGCGGACGUUUUGGUUUCAGCAAAACCGUCUCGCAGUUUCCGCGCUUCUACUUAUGUUGUAUAUAGGACUCUGCGACUCCUAUGCAAAAGCAUCUGUCCUUAGCGAGCCAUAGUCGAAUCAUCUUAAUAUGUUAUUUAUUACGUUAUAACAAACAAAAACGCAUAUCUAGUUGAAGUAAAAAAACUAACGGUGACAAAUUUACGAA